This is a messenger RNA of Lottia gigantea (owl limpet), 3663 nucleotides long. RefSeq lists its product as hypothetical. The transcript is spliced from 21 exons. Gene Ontology annotation, molecular function: protein dimerization activity; chloride channel activity. The record is from RefSeq and is a predicted model, not a curated record. Gene Ontology annotation, cellular component: plasma membrane. The coding region runs from base 1 to 2964 and encodes 987 amino acids. Gene Ontology annotation, biological process: chloride transmembrane transport. Lineage: Eukaryota; Metazoa; Mollusca; Gastropoda; Lottiidae.
AUGGAGAAUGAAGAUUUAUAUGAGCUGAUAGAAGAAGAGGAGAAUGAAAACGAUACGGAAGAUUACAGCAAUCCAGGAUUCAAAGAGACGGCACUAGUCGGAACUGCUGGCGCCAAAAUGAAGAAAAGCAAACAUAAGAAAAAGAAAAAAGUUACGUCUAAAAUGACACAUUUUGAACGACGUUAUUCCAAACUUGCCUUGGAACAAGUGUUGAUUCCGGAACGCAAGCGGAUAGAUUUCGUGUUAGUUCAUCCGACGUUGAAAGUUGAAGCGAAGGAAAAAGAAAAAAGGAAAUCAGAAAGAAAUGAACAUCAUCGGAACGAGUUUGAGAAUUUGUUAAUCUCUGAAGGAUUUUCGAUUCAAGAGAAUGUGAUUGGUCAAUUAACAUAUAAAAAGUUACACUGUCCCUUUAAAAGAUUGUGUUAUGAGGCAGAAAAAGUGAAACUAGAAAUGCCGUUGAAAGAUUGUGGAAAUCCGGAAGAACCAGAAUCAGGUUGUAUCGGAAAGUUUAUAGAACGCCAUUUAGAAACAGACAAUGAAGUUGAUUUUGUGAGUUCUCAGUUUUACAUGGAUAAAAUAGAAAUGUACCAAAACCAUCAGGAUCCAUCCAAUUUCUUCCGUCCUUCCUUACGCUCCUUGCUGGUAAAUCAUAUUUUAAUUAACCUUGAUAUACGAACUGAGCAAGAGAAGAUUGAGGGUUCGAAACCAGACGACGAUGACCCCCAGUCAAAGUUUGACACCAUCAUGAACUAUAUGGCACCUCGAGAAUCUCACAGCCAAGAAAACGAGGAGAAAAACAGAAAAGUUCUCAAGAAAAAAGGUCUGCCAUAUUUAUUGAUGAAGGGAGUGUACACAGACUGUAUGAUUCUUCACGAAAAUUCUCAAAAACGUAAAACUCAGGAGCACGGAAUUGACGAACAUUUUGAUGAGGAUGACGAUUCCAAUUCCAAUGUGUCUGUCAAACUUGAGGAAGAUCCACGCAAAGAGCUGGACGACACUUGGUCUAAAUUUUUCAAGUUUCAACCCUUAUGGAAAAUUCGUAAUUAUUUUGGUGAAAAGAUUGCAUUUUAUUUCGCGUGGUCUGGAUUGUUAACUACGUCGCUAUGGUUACCAUCAUUAUUAGGAUUGAUUAUAUUUAUAUAUGGAUUGGUUAUGAGUGUGUCUAAAGAAGAAAAAGUUGUAUUACAGAACGGUACAGUUAUAGAUGAGAUAAAGAAUGCUGUAGUAGGAGUGUUAGAUCUAAUUAAGGAAGCUUUUGAUAACGAUGCCACGCCAUAUUUUGGUUUGAUUAUCUGUUUGUGGGGAACAAUAUUCCUGGAAGCCUGGAAGCGGUUGAAUUCCAGACUAGCUUAUGAAUGGGAUGUGGAAGAUUUUGAAUCAAAAGAACCAGACAGACCUCAAUUUUAUGGAACAACUACAACAACAGAUCCAGUGACUAGUGAAGAAAUCUGGUUUUACCCAUUUAAACGCAAACUCAUGAAAAUAUUUGCGUCAAGUUCUGUUUUAAUUUUUAUGAUGUUGUUGGUAUUAAUUAGUGUGACGUCUGUUAUUAUUUACCGUGUUAUUAUUGAUGUUGAUUAUUGUCCUGGUAUUACUGGUACUGAAUGUCUUCUAUUGACCACCGUUAUAUCAUCUUUAUUUAACGCUGUUUCUAUUCUUAUACUCGGCAAGUUGUAUGAUAAAUUGGCAGUAUUUCUGACAGAAUGGGAGAAUCACCGAACACAGACGGGCUAUGAUGAUUCGUUGAUUAUAAAAUUAUUCGCCUUCCAGUUCGUCAAUAGUUACGCUUCCUGUUUUUAUAUUGCUUUCUUCAGAGGAAGGUUUGAUAAUAUAGGUUUAUUGGGUAGAGGAGAAGAAUAUAAAGAUGAUUGUCAAGGAACGUGUAUGUCUCAGUUAUCUUUUCAAGUUUUAGUUUUGAUGUUUGUUAAACCACUGCCUAAACUACUAAAAGAUAUUAUUAUUCCAUUUCUUCGUAAAUUAUGGGCGAAACGUCCAGCCUGCCUCCAUUUUAAAUGCUGUUGUUGCUGUCGGCGCCAGAAUAAAGUUGAGGAGAAUUCAACGGGCGUUAAACCCAGUGGAAACUCAGGGAAGAUUUUACAUAAAGAUUUUUUGGAACGAGAGCGACAGAAGCCAAGUCUUGGUGAUUUUACGCUUGGUGAAUAUACAGAAAAAGUUAUCCAGUACGGAUUUCUUAUGUUAUUUGCUGCCUCGUUCCCACUGGCACCAAUCUUAGCUCUAUGUACUAACUUGGUAGAUUUGAGAGUUGAUGCUAAACGUAUGUUAUGGUGGUACCGUAGACCAAUAGCUUUUAUUGCUCAAGAUAUCGGGAAAUGGUAUGAUAUUCUGUAUUUUGUAAAUAUAAUUGGAGUCAUCACCAAUGCCUUUCUAAUUGCCUUCACAUCUAGCUGGGGUAAAGAUUACACCCUCUAUGAAAAACUUUGGGUUGUCAUUGGUUUUGAGCAUAUAGUGUUUACAUUGAAAUACGUCAUGGCAGCUAUGAUUCCUGACACUCCAACUGAGGUUCAUCUAGCUAUUAGAAGGGAGAAAUACCAGAUUGCAAAGAAAAUGGAGGACAGUCGAAGUAAAAAAGAAAUAAACUACAGACAACUUUAUCCUGGUUCAAGGUCUCGUUUGCCGUCUGAUAAUCCUGACAACUCAGAAGAUGCUAAUUUCAUGAUGGUCCAGAGUAAUCCAAACGCAGACGUCAAUAACAUCAAUGAGAGCAAUAGAGCCCGAUCAGGGAAAGAUAACUCCAUUAAUGAUGAAGGAACAGAAGAACUAUCCCAGAAUACACCAUGGUAUAUGACUGACCAUUAUCCACCUUCUUCUUCCUCUCACACCAGAGAAAAUACAUUGGCACACGGCAGAAAGAAUUCAGAUGAAGAUUAUGGCGUCCAUUUUCCACCACCAACACCUCAUCUACCAAACGUUGAAGAUUCUUAUCCACGGCAUUCGGAGGCGUAGAAAUGCCACGUUUCAUUCUAGCUGCCAAAAUAACUCCAUGACAUUAAAAUAGUGCUUUAUUCUCAUUAACCAGUAGCCUUGAAGUCCAAAAAUAUCCACACAUCUGAUUGGUCCACAUUUUUGUGAUCAUUUCAACCUAUCAGAUGGUCAAGUAUCAAGUAACAACAUGUACAUCAAGUCGCCUUAUUUUCAAAAACUCAACUUAAAAUGAUUUUAGUGUUCCAGUCAUCUGAUUGGUCAAUAUUUUUGUGAUCAUUUCAACCAAUCAGAGGGUCAAGAAAAGACAUUUUCCAGUCUUUAUUUCCAAAAACUAAACUUUUGAUUGGUCAAUCACUAAAAUUGAUUUUGAAUUUACUUUUAAACUCAACAAGCUAGACUUAAUCUGUCAAUUACUAUAUACUGGUGUGUAUUUCGCUUGUUUAUAUUGGAAGUCCAGGAUUUUUUGGAUUGUUUUCUUAAGCGAUUGAUUUUUACAGAAUUUUGAUACCUCCUUUUUUAAAGAAUAAAUAUCAUAUACAUGUAGUUAGAUUUUACAACAGGGCAGCAAAAUUUUAAAAUUUUAUAUGAUGUUUUUUAGAAUUUACCGAUUAUUUUUUUUUAGUAUUAGAUUUUCAAUGCAUUGAUGAAAACCUUUGCACAUUACUUUUUUUAAAGCAAAUUUUACUGAUUAUUUUUGAUGAGAAUUAGAAUAGUAGCCUG